Phaethon lepturus (White-tailed tropicbird) is the source of this 1401-nucleotide messenger RNA. RefSeq names its product unconventional myosin-Ib-like. Gene Ontology annotation, molecular function: cytoskeletal motor activity. The annotation marks the transcript as partial. NCBI's taxonomy places the organism in Eukaryota, Metazoa, Chordata, Aves, Phaethontiformes, Phaethontidae. The record is from RefSeq and is a predicted model, not a curated record. The transcript is spliced from 7 exons. Gene Ontology annotation, cellular component: myosin complex.
GUCCGUAGAGAGUACAGGAAAUUCUUCAGAGCCAAUGCUGGAAGAAAAAUUUAUGAGUUUACACUUCAGAGACUUAUGCAGAAGUACUUCCUGGAUUUGAAGAACAAGAUGCCUUCUUUAUCACCAAUAGAUAAAAACUGGCCAGUGAGACCUUACCUUUUCUUGGAUUCAACUCACAAGGAGCUAAAGAGGAUUUUCCAUUUGUGGAGGUGUAAAAAAUAUAGAGACCAGUUCACAGAUCAGCAGAAGCUUAUAUAUGAAGAAAAACUGGAAGCAAGUGAACUUUUCAAGGACAAGAAGGCUUUAUAUCCAGCCAGCGUUGGGCAGCCGUUCCAAGGGGCUUACUUGGAAAUCAGCAAGAACCCCAAAUACAAAAAGCUGAAAGAUGCUGUGGAUGAAAAGAUCAUUAUUGCAGAAGUUGUGAAUAAGAUCAAUAGAGCUAAUGGGAAGGCUACAUCCAGGAUUUUCUUAUUAACCAAAAAUAAUGUUCUUCUUGCGGAUCAAAAAUCUGGGAAUAUCAAGUCAGAGGUUCCACUGGGAGAUGUUACCAAAGUGUCCAUGAGCUCCCAAAAUGAUGGCUUCUUUGCAGUGCACCUCAAGGAGGGUUCAGGAGCAGCUGGUAAAGGAGAUUUCCUGCUCAGCAGCGAUCACCUUAUUGAAAUGGCCACUAAACUUUACCGCACUACUCUCAGCCAAACCAAACAGAAGCUCAACAUUGAGAUAUCUGAUGAGUUUCUGGUCCAGUUCAGACAAGACAAAGUGUGUGUGAAGUUCAUACAAGGCAGCCAGAAAAACGGCAACAUCCCAACCUGCAAGCGAAAAAACAAUCGGCUUCUUGAAGUGGCUGUCCCGUAACUGUAGCUGGUCACUCUCCCUUUCACGGACUUGUUUCUUUGUAAUAGUGCAAUUUUAGUUGUUUGGUUUUGCUGAUUUUUAUCCCUUUCUGGAGCUGUUGAUGGCUAAUAGCUUUAGAAACCCUUGGCAAAACAUUUGAUCAGUUGACUUUUUAAUCUUUCUGUUCAUGCCAGAAUGUUAACCCUCAAAAUGCAGAUUUUUACCCAGUGAGGCAUUUUUACCAGCUGGCACACAUCUGUCAUACACAAACAAAAUCGUUCUCUUUGUUUAGCGGUCACAGCUUAGUGCAGCAUACCGUAAACCCGCAUAUUAAUGAUAAAUUACUCAUAUUCCUUAGUCUAGAGAUCCGCUUAACAGGAACUAUACAUGGCCUUGAUGCUCGAUGGCCAACUUGUGCCCAGCGUCUUUUUAUACCGACCUGUUCUGGUGUUCUGACGGGCUCCUUGCUUGCCACCGCUGGGGACACCGGCAGAACGGAGGCUGACACACUAACUCCUAUAGUUAACACUAGGACCUAUGUAACUCGAUCUUUUAGUCAAUGCAGCA